CAAAUCGACUAGGGUUAGUUCUUCUUCUUGUUGAGCGCCGCAUAUAAGCUUUCUCCAUCUCUGUCACCACCGGCUCUGUAUUUCGGCGUUCGUGGAGAGACGAAGGAACAUAUAAGAGACACAAAAUGUCGGAGAAGAAGGGAAGGAAAGAAGAGGUGGUGACCAGAGAGUACACCAUCAAUCUCCACAGACGUCUUCAUAGCUGUACCUUUAAGAAGAAGGCUCCAAAUGCGAUCAAGGAGAUAAGGAAGUUUGCUGAGAAGGCAAUGGGGACAAAGGAUGUGAGAGUGGAUGUCAAACUGAACAAGCAGAUUUGGAGCAAAGGUAUCAGAGGUCCUCCUAGGAGAAUCAGAGUCCGAGUUGCGCGUAAGAGAAACGAUGACGAAGAUGCAAAGGAAGAGUUCUUCUCUCUUGUCACUGUUGCCGAAAUCCCUGCUGAAGGACUCUCUGGCCUUGGCACUAAGGUCAUUGAAGAAGAGGAUUGAACUAUCUAUCUUGUAUUAACAACAUCUUAUCAGAUUUCUGAGUUUUGUUUUUUUUUAAAUCACUUAUUGGAGAGACCGUUUAUCUUAUUGAAUCCUUGAUCCAUGAAAUGCCAUUGAGACAGAAUCUCAGUCUUGGGUCGUAACUA
This is a messenger RNA of Arabidopsis lyrata subsp. lyrata, 631 nucleotides long. RefSeq names its product 60S ribosomal protein L31-3. The transcript has 3 exons. The coding region runs from base 126 to 485 and encodes 119 amino acids. Gene Ontology annotation, biological process: cytoplasmic translation. Gene Ontology annotation, cellular component: cytosolic large ribosomal subunit; ribosome. The record is from RefSeq and is a predicted model, not a curated record. Gene Ontology annotation, molecular function: structural constituent of ribosome. Lineage: Eukaryota; Viridiplantae; Streptophyta; Magnoliopsida; Brassicales; Brassicaceae.